GACAGCAGCAGCUGCACGCACACUGAGUGGCUGCCUGCGCAGGCGUCGUGGAGAGCCGUGCAGCCUCCAGGGUCGGCGUUCACCUCUGCUCCCCGGAACAGCAGCUCCUCCACACACGCUGCGUGCCCUCUGCCAGCAGCCAGGCGUAAAGCUGAGGUCUGCUUCACUUUGGAGACCUGCAGACUGGGGGGGCUGUUCAGCUUGGAUGAAGACUUUGAUGAUGAGGAUGUUCUCGGGACUGAUUGGAGCGCCGGAUCCACCUCUAAGGCCGCCAGCGUUGUAGCCACAGAGCAGGAAGAAAGCCGUGGCAGUCCACCGCCGGCGUGUGAUGGGACGAUAUCGAGUACACUCAGGACUGCUGCACAAAACCCCGCUUUGGGUCUCAGACAGAUCCCCUCCACCAGCCGGGUUCUCCGACCCCCUCUGGUUUCUCCAAAUAACUCUCAGCAGGAUUUGGCAUCACAGAACCACACUAACCCCAAAAGCUUUCAGAGAUCCUCCCCAGAUCUGGAGGAUUUCGAUGACUGGGAUGUCGAUUUUGCAGACUUGGAUGAAUUUGACAGGUCGACGAAGCCGCCGCCGCCUCCUCCUCCUCCUGCAGAACCCUCAUCCUCGACCAAAACACUGCGACCGUCUGCUUUAAGGAGUAAUGCUCCUCCUGAUAGGACGUUUGGAGAGCACAGGACUUCUGGAUUGCCUGGUUCUACUGCGGCACCACGGAGCCUCCCUGCACCUUCACAUCCCCCUCAGACUCCUGCGGUUCUCCGGAGUCUCACUGGACCUUCACAUCCCCCUCAGACUCCUGCGGUUCUCCGGAGUCUCGCUGGACCUUCACAUCCCCCUCAGACUCCUGGAACUUCUCCCGCUUCCAGCAGCUUUUCCCGAAUACUUCCCAACCCUCAGCAGACGCACAAACCAUGGACAACUCCCCGCGCCUCCCCUCAGGCCCGCGGACUCUUUGAAACGGUCUCUCCUUCAGUGCCCGCCUCCCCUCACAGUCCCCACCCCCUGCACACCCCCAUCCUCACCAACCGCCUGGUCCAGCUGGUGUCCGCGUCCAGCAAGCUCCCCAAGAAGAGACCUCGCUCGGAAUCCCGCCAGCCGAGAACGCGGCGUUUUCCGGGUCCUGCAGGACUUCUGCCGCAGCAGCCUCAGGGGCAGAACCUGGACCAGAUUGUGGUUUCUGUUCCUCAGACGCCCGCUCACGGGGCGGCAGCUCGACCGCCGAGCCAGGCCUCCUGCUCGCAGACGGAGGAAGAGGAGUUCAGCGCUGGAGGCUGGGCUGCCAUGAAGGCAGAGAUGGGACUGGAUGAGAGGAACCCCUCCUGCUUCCUGCACAGCUACAGCGUGGUCAUGGUGCUCCGAAAGGCGGCGCUCAAACAGCUGGCGAGGAACAAAGUGCCAAACAUGGCCGUCCUGCUGAAGAGCAUCAUCCACACAAACGCUGACGCCAAAGCCGUGUUCAGAGACCCGACAGGAGAGAUGCAGGGAACGGUGCACCGGCGCCUCCUGGAGGAGCGAGCCGAGGAGCUGAAGGUCGGAGCCGUUCUGCUUCUCAAACAAGUGGGUGUCUUCUCCCCCUCCCACCGCAACCACUACUUGAAUGUGACGCCCAACAACCUGCUGAGGAUCUACGCCCCUGACGGAGUUGCUGCGUCUUCCACUCGGCUCCCGCCUCUGGACUUGGAGUCCCCCCCCACGCGGACCCCCUCUGUCCGCCGGGAGGCGCUGUCUCAGAUGCAGCUGGUGUUUGAUGAAGAGGAUGACGAGGGGGAGAGAGGAGCGGGGGGAUCUGCAGGCCCUCCAGCCAAAAGUCACACUGAGAUUAAGACAUCCUUCAGCUCCGGCGGAGCUCCCCAAGAGCAUGCUGGGAACGCGGUGCUGCAGGAUGGAGGCUGGGAUGCAGAUGAUGACCUGGAUGAGCUGCUGGGAGCGUUGCCUGAGGACGCCUGCAGCCUCUGACCCUUCACUGCCCCCACAGCGCCUCCUACGUCACCUUUAAAUACGUGCAAGAUGUGUUUGAAAACGUUUCUUCUUUCUGCAGAAAGUGCUAUUCAUAUCCAUAAAUGUCACUUUUCCUGAUGAAGUUUGAGAAAAAAAUGGCUGCUUAGUUUCAGAAAUCUGCGUUUUUCUUUGUAAAUACAGAGUUUAUACUUUUCUGUUUAUUGUUUUCCAUAAAAAAAAAAAUCUCUAUAAAUGUCCCAUUCUUGACGCUUUCAGUGUUUGUUACCUUUGAGGUCUUUAGAGGCAGAAUUUGCAGCUGAGGUUUCCUCUCAGCCUUCAUGAAGGCUCACAGACUGAGGAUUGAAUGAAGCGCUGGCAUCUGUCAGGGAGGAUUUGUCCUCCAACACCUCCGCUAACAAAUCAGGGUAAGCCUCUUCAUUCCAGCUGUGGUGCCGAGGCCACGGUCGAUUCAUUUAAAGUGCACACGGAGAGAAGAUGGGAUGUAAUUGUGGAGCGGGCCUUACCCUGAGUCACAGAUGAGUCAUUUAACAGUCUUCUAUGGAUCGGAAGCAUUUGCACCACUUAUGUUGGUGCAGCUUUCUACAUUAAACUGUCCAAAUGAGG
Molecule: messenger RNA, 2568 nt
Organism: Oryzias melastigma (Indian medaka)
Lineage: Eukaryota; Metazoa; Chordata; Actinopteri; Beloniformes; Adrianichthyidae
Gene: hrob
Product: homologous recombination factor with OB-fold
Exons: 10
Biological process (GO): recombinational repair
Source: RefSeq, a predicted model, not a curated record